Messenger RNA from Lodderomyces beijingensis, 1032 nucleotides. NCBI's taxonomy places the organism in Eukaryota, Fungi, Ascomycota, Pichiomycetes, Serinales, Debaryomycetaceae. The record is from the annotation of a GenBank genome assembly.
AUGGAAGGACAAGCUCCACUACAGCUGGACCCGUUGCUGCCGAAGCUGCCGAAGGAUAAAGUCGAAGAUGAGUUCAAGCUGCAAAACUUGCCUGGAAGAAGACAAUCUAGCUCUUCGGGUCUCCGACGAAGAAGCUCGACAAAAAAAGCACGAGUUUACUCCAACAACGAACCAAAGCCACCUUGGAGAAAACUACUUUAUGUAAAGCAACCUUAUGCCGACAACUAUACCGAUAGCUCAUUUCUAUCACAGCUCAAACGAAACACUACAGUGGCGAAAUACUCAUACUGGCAAUUGGUCGAUGACUUUCUGCAAAUUGUAUUCUACAUCUCGUGCAUCUUGAUUGUGAUUCUCAUGUUUAUCGGCAUAUACGAGAAGAAAUGGGACCCAGUGGUGCCCACAAUGACAAGCACAAGUAUCCUUAUACCUGGGUUUACUGCAUUAAAGUAUCGGGCAUCGGAAGGCGCGGUGUCGAGCUCAAUUUCAAGCAUUCGAUCCUAUGUGUUGAUCGCGGUGAUAUUGUUGAUAGCGUCGCCGAUUCUCAAGUCAUUGACGCGAUCGACGUCUUCCGACUCUAUAUGGGCCAUCUCGUCCAUGCUAUGCAUCGCAAACACCUUGUUUUACGAGUAUUCAACGGGCAAAGUUUACCGCCCAAUCAUCUCGACAAACAUUUCACUCAGUAAUGCUAUAGUGUUGGCGUCACGGCUAGCUAACACGAUGGAAGUGUUUUUGUUCAUCUUGUUUGCAAUCCAGGUCAAUAUCCUCGUGCCCUUGUUUGACGCAAGCUUGAGAAACACCAAGCGAUUAACCAUCUUUCACCACAUUGUCAUGGUGAUUGUCUUUUCCCUCGCAAGUAUGUGGAUGUGGAAGUUAUUAAACUUCAAGUUCUUGCUAUACUGGCUCCUCUCAGUCAUUGUCAUUAUGCUCGUCAUGCCCGCGUAUUUCCUUUCGUUGCAACAAUACAAAGACGAACUACAAGGGCCCUGGGAUAUUGCCAGGCCAAAGUUUAGUAAAGACAAUCCAAAUUAUUAA